AUGAAUAUAAGUGGGAAAUCGGGUAAAGCUGCCACGCGUGGCCAAAAGCAAAUUUAUGAAGAGAAUCAAACUGUGAUAUUACAUUACUCAACUGCUUCCAUAUUUUCUUCGGUUUUUUACAUACUGAUUUCGGUAUUUUUCUUUCAACGAACAACAUGGGAAUGGCUUGGUUUCUCUAUUUGCUGUAUGCUUGAAGUGGCAGCCAUUCUAACUAUGCGUUCUAUGGCACGAUGUCAUCGUAAUGAAAAAGGCCAAGUAACAGAUGCUGGCUCAGAUCUUAAUCAGCCAGAUGCUUUUGGAGAGUACUGUAAAGAUGUGGUAAUUUUAUGCUCAUUUGUUGCAAUAGUAGCUACAAUUUGGUCGAUGAUUUUAUGGCUCUUAUUGUUAAUUCCAGCUUAUGUAUUUUACAAACUAUGGAAAGUGAUCAUUGCACCAUGGUUUUUCGCUGAACCAUUAGAACAAGAUGAAGAAAAGAAAAUAAAAAAACGUGAGAGGAGACUUCGCAAAACAUGA
Molecule: messenger RNA, 513 nt
Organism: Brugia malayi
Lineage: Eukaryota; Metazoa; Nematoda; Chromadorea; Rhabditida; Onchocercidae
Product: HSPC171 protein, putative
Exons: 4
Coding region: 1-513 (170 amino acids)
Biological process (GO): vacuolar protein processing
Cellular component (GO): intracellular membrane-bounded organelle
Source: RefSeq, a predicted model, not a curated record